This is a messenger RNA of Cheilinus undulatus (humphead wrasse), 1296 nucleotides long. RefSeq names its product high mobility group nucleosomal binding domain 3 (gene hmgn3). Gene Ontology annotation, biological process: chromatin organization. The coding region runs from base 142 to 495 and encodes 117 amino acids. Lineage: Eukaryota; Metazoa; Chordata; Actinopteri; Labriformes; Labridae. The transcript has 7 exons. Gene Ontology annotation, cellular component: chromatin; nucleus. Gene Ontology annotation, molecular function: nucleosomal DNA binding. The record is from RefSeq and is a predicted model, not a curated record.
GGAGUGCAUAUAAUCAACAUAUUAUCGAAGGUGCUUAGAUAUUGAUCCUGUAUUUCGAGGUAGUUCAAAUUCGGCUCUCUUGGACCUUCGUGUUUGACCUUAAAUUUCCCGUGCUUGGUGGAGAGUAAAUCACUCGUAAAAAUGCCGAAGAGAAAGUCGCCAGAGGGUCCUGAGGGUAAGGAGGCCUCCAAAGUCACAAAACAACUGCCCACCAGAAGGUCGGAGAGAUUGUCAGCGAGGCCUGCUCCACCCAAGCCUGAGGCCAAGCCCAAGAAGGCCAUCGUCAAGAAGGUGGCAGAUGACAAGGGGGUGAAGGCAAAGAAAGGUGGCGCUAAAGGGAAGAAGGAAGAUGGCCCUGCCCAAAAUGGAGAGACCAAGACUAAUGAGAUCUACGUGUCUCGUCCGUCUGUCAGUGUGUCAUCCAGCAGAAGCACGGCUCCCUCCUUGAUGUCAGUGAGAGGGCAGAGUGAGACAGUGAGAGUUAAGGGUAACUGAACCAGCGGAGGAGGCGACUGAGGAGAAGGCGUAAGGACACGGGCGCGUCCUCUGACUCGCCCCCUAUGUCUCCAUGGCAGCAAAGCAUCUUUUUUUACUGACGAUUUUUGUACCAUGCUGAAUUUUUUUUAGACUUGUGAUAGUAGAGAUGGACAACCAGCAGCCCCAUCCCCACCUGUUCACACUCCUCUCUCACAAAACACUACCUACACUAUGUUUUUGCUCCAUUCUCCUCCCUCCUCUAUUGGAUACACACCUGAAUAAAUUGUUUUAAUAAUCAGGUGGCUGCAGAUGUUCUUCAUCGUGCCUGUAGGGCGCCAUAAACUUGACUGUUAUGAUCUUUAAACCAGCUUUGCCCACAUGUGUAGCCUUUACAAAUGGCUGCUGUUAUUAUUGGCGGGCAGACCGGCUCUCUCCUGAUACUAAAGGUGACGAUUUGUGGAUUUGUAUCAUCAGUUUGGAUGCAGAGCUACAAUAAAUCAGUCAUAUCACCAUGGUGAACAUCUGCAGCUUUUUAAAGACAUCUUAGAUUUUAGACUCUCCACCUGUGUUUCCCUUAGCUCAUUUUGUAUGUGUGUGCUAGAGUGAAUGUGUUUGUGGGUCUCUGUGUUCCACUUUGUUCCCUCAUGUUCCUUUUAUUCCCCCUCCCCACCCGACCACCUUGUCCUGCAGCAGAGUGACAUAGCAAUAAUGAGUGGUGCUUCUGUUCUAGAUGGCUCUCUUGGCUUUGGACCCUCUGGGCUUCUCUGAGUUUCAUCCUGUUGGGAGAAUAUUUUGAAAUAAAAGAAAAAGUUGAUGUCA